AUGGCGUUGUGGUCGAGAGAAAAUCGAAAGAAUCUUGUCCAAUACGUUGAUUUGUUUGAAGACGUUCCGAGCGAAUACGAAGACGAAUUCAAAAAAUGGGAUCAGCGACUCAACAAUGCGGAUUGGAAGCACAAAUUCUUGGAUCUACAACAUGAAGCCGUCAAAAAUCAAACAGUCGCAAGUGAUUUCGAUAGCCAAGGAAAUGUUCAUUUCGAACGCACUGAAUUUCACAAAGCCAUGGAACUGUACAAUCAAGCAUUGUGCUUUGCUGAAAUGGAUUCACAAAAGGGCCUUUUGUACGCGAAACGCGCUCUGUGUUUUUUCAAUUUGUACAUGUACGCGGAAUGCAUCGCAGAUACGAAAUUGGCGUUGAAUACGGAAUUGCCAUUCGAAUGGAAGUCAAAGAUGAACGAAUACCAAGAAAAGGGCACGAAACUAUUGUCGACCACUGAGUAUCGCAAGCCAAUCGCACCGAAAUUGAGUUUCGACGCUGACACCACAUUCCCGUGCAUGGCAAAUGUUGUGCAAAUCAACAAAAAUGGACUCGAAACGAACAUCGUGGCAAAAAGUGACAUUGGCAUCGGUCAAACUGUGUUGCUCGAAAGGGCGUUCACAUCGAUUGCUGUUGGAUAUGAUACUGCUGUAUGUUUCACAUGUUUCAAAAUGUGCACAAAUUUAAUGCCAUGUGCCGAUUGCACCGACGUCAUGUUUUGUAGCGAAGAAUGUAUGCGGCUCAGCGAUGUGCAUAAAAUUUCAUGUGGUAAUAAUUACAGUCGAAUGCCGAGCUACAUCAAGUUGGUUGUCCAGUCGAUUUUGGAAGCACUCACCACAUUUUCCAGCGACUAUUUACAAUUGAUGGCAUUUGUCAACGCCACUGUUUCGCGUAAAGUUACCGAAACGAAUACCGACGCCAGAAUUUUGAAUUAUGGCCAAUUUUUUGGCUUGAAAUCAUCUUCGAAGCCGCUACCGAUACAGCUCAUUUACGAAGCAUACACAACAGCCAUGGCCAUACCGGUGAUUCAGAAAAUGUUCAUCACAGAAAAAUCGAAACGUUUUUUGAUGCAUCUCGUUGGUCAUCACGUACAAGUUUUACUGGCCAACUCAUAUGGUGGAUUCGAGAAAGACCAGAAUCAAUUCAUCUUUGCAUCGAUGACAAAUGUGGCGUCGCUAUUUCAACACUCAUGUACACCGAAUCUCAUGCAACACACCAUUGGAAAUCAAACGAUUUUGAUCACAAAUCAACCCGUGAAGCAAGGCGACCGUCUGUACAUUGAUUACAUUCCACAAGAACACGAGGCGGAACAACGAAUCGUGACGUUAAUAAAAGACUUCGGUAUUGUUUGCACGUGUGCAAAAUGCAAUCCUCCACAUCCAAUGAUCGACUCGAACCUACAAAACGAUUCAUCGUUCGAGUUGAUCUCGCAGUAUACGAAAUAUAUUCCUGCCGGAAUACCAGCCACUUUGAAGCAAAAAUGCGUCGAGUUCCUGCAACAACACGCAGAAAAGCCAUGGUCCGAGGAAAAAGAACUCGUCAUCAAUGUCUACUCUCAAUGCUUGCUGGCAGAACUUGAUAAUCAGAUGAUUUCAGUUUAA
Messenger RNA from Sitodiplosis mosellana (orange wheat blossom midge), 1593 nucleotides. Its product is annotated as SET and MYND domain-containing protein DDB_G0273589-like. NCBI's taxonomy places the organism in Eukaryota, Metazoa, Arthropoda, Insecta, Diptera, Cecidomyiidae. The transcript has a single exon. The record is from RefSeq and is a predicted model, not a curated record. The coding region runs from base 1 to 1593 and encodes 530 amino acids. Gene Ontology annotation, molecular function: protein binding.